GCAGAUGAGGAGAAAGCAAGUGCAUUAUAGUGCUUGGACAUCAACAAUCUCAGCGUGUCGUUUCGCUUUUUAACUAGUCUUACCGCAGUCGUAUUAAAACGGCUGGCAAGAUGCAGUAUAAUCGACAUCGUGUCCGUAUGAAAGGUUUUUGCUGGUGAAUUUUUUUCCACAUUCUUAAUAGAUGACUUUUCGCAACGCGGACAAAAACUGGACACUUUGGACUUUUAUUUAUCACUCUGCUCCAAAAAUAACAUUGUGAAAGGAUACACGAGCAUUUCAGCGGAAAUUAUUCGUCGUUCAGACGAACGUUUACUGACUGCUAUACCAGCUCACCUUGCAAGGAGAAAGGCAAGUGACUCUUGAACCUCAUGCCUCCACAAAGCCAUUCAUGAGGCAAGCCUUCCUCCACACCACCAGACCAGCAUGGAGAAAGGGGCGCGAACACGACUAGAAACAGGAGUGGCAGAUGAGAAAGACCAUCUUACUCAAGGGAAGACCCCAUUAGCAGGGAGUGCGGACUUGGGACAUGAAUGUUGCAAACGUAAUGGUUUGAUCAAUACCCACAACUUAAUGGUGGAGACUAAGGAAGGACUGGUGUCAGUCUAUUCUGCCCCACAGUACCAGGGCCAUGUGGUGUCCAAGGACAAAAAUGGGACACCGGAUGGUAGAGGACCCCCACAGUUGCUCAACCCCAGCACCCUUCCCCAGGCUAUAGACCCUUACUACAGGCCCAACCUCAUUCUCUACCCCGAGAGCGUGUUGAGAGCAUGGGGAGAGGGAGGGGACUGCUGCGAGACCACCUUCAUUGAGGAAAUGACCCCUGCCUCGUCUGGCUCAUCUGUCACAAAAGAUGGAAUUCUGUUCGCUGACAGCAGGCUUCUAGAUCUCUCUAUGGAAGACGCCAAGAUCCAGACACUCUCCUAUGAUGUAGAUGAAGAUGAUGAUGAAUUUCAAGAACUCGAGAGUGAGUACUCAAGUGACUCAGAGAGUGAAGACAAUUUCCUCCUGAUGCCUCCGAGGGACCACCUGGGCCUCAGUGUUUUCUCCAUGCUCUGCUGUUUCUGGCCCCUGGGAAUUGCAGCUUUCUACCUGUCUCACGAGACUAACAAAGCGGUGACUAAAGGGGACUUUCACCACGCCAGCUCCAGCUCCAGACGAGCGCUCUUCCUCGCCGUACUGUCCAUCACUAUCGGGACGGGCAUCUACGUGGGUGUGGCUGUGGCCCUUAUCGCAUACCUCUCCAAAAACAAUCACUUGUAGCCUUCUCAUGCCCAAACCACUCUUUCUUUUCAGCAGUCAGAUGAAGACUGGAUCACUUUGGGAUCAGCUUUUUGAGAAAAUGCCCAGAGGUCACAAUAUGGGACUCACCAGCAAUGUGUUCCACUCCUGCACUUUUAAAAGUCAUUCCCAUUCCCAUUUAAUUGGGAACAUAAUCAUUUGUGUAAAUGUCCUGAUCACCUUUCUGCAUUUUCAUGUGACCGUGCUGCCACCACUUUUAUUUUUGUGCUCAACGUUUGUGCAAGUGCAAAUCUAAUGCUACACACAUGAGAUUUUGGCCAAAUUAAAGUCAAUAUGAAAUCAAAAGUGACCUGAUUUACUUUCUUAAUGCAUGUUCCUGCUCAUAUUGUGUAUAUUUUUCCAAAGAAAUCAUAAAAAUUUAAUCAUUUGCUCCCCCAUUGAAACAACUUUCGUUUUUGUCAUCAAAUAGCAUUGGAUAAUGGAUGAUCCAAUAAAUUCCCACUAGAUGAAAUUUGGUCGGUUGCACCAGCUGUGUCUAAGUUACAACUUAAAAACUACUAAAUAUAUUUUGUUGUACCAUUAAAUUUAGUUGAAACAUAACUCUACAUAUAAACUAAAUAUUUAUGGAAGCCUCCGACCAGGAGUAACAGUCGGAAUGAAACAGCAGAUUGAUUGAAUUGCAGCGGAUGGCCAAGGCGGCAAGCGCCAAGGGUGAUCUGAGGAUUGCAAUGGAAGUGUUUCCACUGGGUGAAUCCCGACAGGCCUCCCAUUCCUCAGCAUGCUCGUUCCGCCCAGUUGACUUCAGAGAUGAGUUAGGGAGUUCACCUCAGGGUGAAUUUAAUUUCUCAUUCAGGACUCGUGAAGAAGAUAAACUGUUGAUCGCAGCAUUGAAGGCUUGGAUUCUGCUUUUGGAAGCGGAUGACUCGCCUAGGCCCCCACCAUCUGGUGUGAUGGUCCAGGCUGAGGCUGAUGCUGAGUUGACUGCCGUGCUUGCCCGGUCACUGCAGAUAUUGGGCUCACAUGGAAUCCUCCACCCUGUCUUGAGCGUUCGCGUUUGGAUGAUUAGUUUCUGGGCUUCAGUGUUCAGUGCCUUUCUUCCUGCAAGUGCACCAGGAGAUCUUAAUGUCAUGGAAGGCACCUUUCACUGCCAGAACACGUUUCGCAGGUUCUGCCUCCCUCACUACACUCAAUGGCAGGGUGGCCAGGGGGUACACAGGUUGAGCAUCUGAUUGCAGUGCAUCUGUACUCGCAGAGAGCUGCCACAUGGAGGUAUGGUCUGAGGCUCCCUUCCAGGUCAUGUAAGUUUAACUUGUGAAUGACAGCAAGGGCUUACAAUGCUGCUAGACAGGCCGAAUGCAGGAGCUACGCUUGCCAACCAAUUUUGACCUAUGGGCAACGAAGGCCACGGCACAGGCUCUGGGUCGGAGUGCCAUCUAUGGCUUAACCUUGCCGAGAUGCAAGAUGCCAAGAAAGUGCGCUUUCUCAGCGCUCCCAUCUCCCAAGGUGGCCUUUUUGGCGACACUGUUGAGGUCUUCCUACAACACUUAUCAGCAGUGAAAAAUCAGACGGAGGCAUUCAGACACAUCUUGCCCCAGCACGACUCGGCCGCCACCUACAGGCCUCUGAGGUCCCAUGCUCCGUCUGCCCAUCGCUGAGGCCAUCCCCCUAAAUGGAGGUCCUUCCGCAGGAAGGUGACGUGUCCUUCAUGUCUAUCAGGUAGUGAACUUGCAAGCACUCCCUCGGAUUCAAGGCAGCCUUAACUCUGCAGUGUCCUGUGCGCGCCCUGCGCAUUUAUUUGGACUGUGCAGAGAGCUUUAGAUGCUCUUAGCAGCUCUUUGUCUGUUUCGGGGGACAGCAGAAGAGGAAGGCUGUCUCCAAACAGAAUAUCUCCCACUGGACUGUGGACACUAUUUCUUUGGCAUACCAAGCCCAGGCAGUGCCAUGCCCCUGGGAAUGUGAGCACACUCCACCAGGGGUUUUGCAUCCUCCUGGGCACUAGCGAAUGGCGCCUCCCUGACGGACAUCUGUAGAGCAGUGGGGUGGGCUGCACCCAAUAUUUUUUGACAAGAUUUUAUAAUCUCAGAGUGGAGCAUGUUUCGUCUCGAGGGCAACUGGCUGGGUGUAUCGCCUGCAUUUAGCAGCCUUUCUCCUUUCUGAAGGCGAUAUUGUGCGAUGUUUUUGUCGAUGUGAGUAUCCCAUCUUUGGCGAACCCUGGACGCGCUCCUAUUCUCCAGCACUCAUCAGUAGCCGAAUUUGGCGGACACUGUCUCGGCUCCUCAGCACAAACCUGAAUGAGUGGAGCAAGCCAUCUCCUUUUAUACCCAUAUAUCUUGGGGAGUGGCAUGCAAAUUCCACUUGCCAAUUCUCAUUGGCCCUUUCUGAAGUAUCAGAGGUGUUUGGGGCUCCCAAGGGUGACCCCUAGUGUCACUACAUCGACACAAUGUCUCAUUCCCUCCAUCAGAGAAUGGAAGUUACAAUGAUAACCAAGACUUUACUUAGCCUCUAGUGUGGACUUUAUGUUCCAAGAUCUUACGAAUGGCUGGUGCAACCCUACCCAGAUCCCUACAUUUUUUUUCUUGUUGAAUUUUGUUUCACUUGGAUAUCAGAUUAUAGUAAAAUGUAAAGUAAAAUGGGCUGUGAACAGCAUUUCAUCUUGACUUUAAUAUUGGUUUGUCACAAACACAGUAUUUGGUAUACCGAUCUAAUCUGUCAAAAGAUCCGAACAAGAUCUGAAUCAGUAUCUGAACAAUCAGUGACUUUCUCAAAUGUUUUUUGGAUUAUGUGAAGCAUCUAUCUGAAGUGCCACAGUGCUUUCAAGCCUUUUUAAGAGCUACUGAAUCUUAAGGUCUGUGACACACGAAGGGGCAUUUUCAACACUUUUUUGAUAUUACAGACACAAAAUGAACAAAAAGCCAUAUAGAUGGGUUGCUCAAGCCUGCGUGUGGACUUUUUUUGGAAUGUAUGGGUCAAGUAAUUUUUGUGGGGCUGUAACAUUCACUAAUAACUACUCUGUAAUUAAGUCCUAAGGCUUUCAGUUUACACAUGUCAAUCUAUGCUGUAAAUGCCUCCGCUGUCAAAUUUUCUCCCAUACUUUGGGAAACACCUCUUGCCAGCAAGCUCAUGCUAAUUAAAUGUGGUCUUUUCAUUCAAACAUGGUGCCAGUGUGUUCAUCUGAUUUGGGCCAUUUGAUCUCGGAACAUCUUUUUAUGUCAUGUUAAAGGGGUCAUGAAUUGAGAAAUCAACUUUUCCUUGAGCUUUUGAUAUAUAAGAGGUCAUCAUACUAUCCUAUAAGAUUAUCCUAUAAGAUUCAGAACUGAAAACUUCCUUGUUAGUUCAAUAAAAGCUUUUAUUGAUACCGGGCCCAUCGAACGACUAAUCCUGGAAUGUGCCUAUGAUAGGUGAAACGCCGCCUCCACAGAAGAAAUCAACGCCUACUUCAUCAUUGCAACAUUAGCCCCGCCCAAUGUCGUGUUAGUGAGAUUAGCAAAACAAGACAAAAAUAACAUUACCUUUCAAAGGAUCCUAAUGCUAGGAAUAUGGUUAUUUAUUUUCAACAAUGUGAAUGUCUCAGCUUUAUUUAUAUGUAUUUGCAGUUUCACUGUGGAUUCUUUGACAUUUAAAUCACACUUUGGCGCAGGCUUUGCAAACAGUCUUUUACGAUAUGGACUCGACAGUAAUGCAACAACAUGUAAGUAACUGUGUUAAUUAUAAUGCCUGAUCUGAUAUGUAUUUCUUUUAUUUUAUUUCUAAGUUAUGACAAUUUUUGAUGUAAAAAGCAUAAUAACAUUAUAAGUGCACCCCAGGAAACAUUAUAAAACAAUAAAACAACACAGUUCAUGA
This is a messenger RNA of Ctenopharyngodon idella (grass carp), 5079 nucleotides long. Its product is annotated as synapse differentiation-inducing gene protein 1. NCBI's taxonomy places the organism in Eukaryota, Metazoa, Chordata, Actinopteri, Cypriniformes, Xenocyprididae. The coding region runs from base 424 to 1260 and encodes 278 amino acids. Gene Ontology annotation, cellular component: synaptic vesicle membrane; excitatory synapse; postsynaptic density membrane. The transcript has 4 exons. Gene Ontology annotation, biological process: positive regulation of synapse assembly; synaptic vesicle clustering. The record is from RefSeq and is a predicted model, not a curated record.